UUUUUUACAACAAGUCCAACACGCAAAACCAACGAAACCUCGUGAGCCCCUUUGCUCUCUCGGCGCCUAACCACCUUGCCCACAAAGAGAGAAAAAGGCCCAUGCCUUUCCCACCACCAUCACCACCACCACCAUCACUACCUUAAUUUGAAUUUACCAAAUUGUACCCUCAACGCUCUUCCCACAUUUUCCUUUCUUUUUUGCCUCCAUACCCUCCCUCUCUCUCUCUCUCUCUCCCUUUCUCAUGGCCUCCCACCACGACGACGCCGUUUUACCCGAAGAAGACCUCGACUCAUCUUCCCAAGACGACGAAGAGGACGACGUCGUCGAUGAUGACGAAGACGAAGACGACGACGACUUCAUCAAUUCCGCUUCCCCUUCCACGUCCUCCGCCGGAGCUGACUCCCUCCCCGUCUCUCUCCCCCUCACCACCGCCACCUCCACCGCCACCACCACCACCACCUCCACCACCUCCGUCGUAACUGUCGCCUUGCCUUCCUUACCCAACGGCGAGCCUCCACCAACGCUUGCCACCACUGUGAUCGCCAACCUCUCCGAUCCCACUCGACACCGCAUCAUCGACCAUGGAAACGACGCCACUUUGGCUUUGCAGCCGGAGGAGAAAAAGCCCGCCCUGGAUGACUCCCGGAGACUCUUCCAGAGGCUUUGGACCGAUGAAGAUGAGAUCGAGCUCCUUCAAGGCUUCCUUGACUAUACCUCGCAGCGAGGGAAGACCACGCACCAUGGUCAAAACGACACCGCUUUGUUCUACGAUCAGAUCAAGUCCAAAUUACAAUUGGAUUUUAACAAGAACCAGCUCGUCGAGAAGCUUCGGAGGUUGAAGAAGAAGUAUCGGAACGUUCUCAAUAAAAUUUCGUCCGGCAAAGAAUUCUCCUUCAAGAGUCCUCACGACCAGGCCACGUUCGAGAUCUCCCGCAAGAUCUGGAGCAACCUAGGUCGAAUUGGCGCCGAAGAUAAUGCACUCGACGACGACGAUCCGAACCCUAACCCUAACAAUCCCAAUUCCUUCAACAUGGAGUUGAAAAGCGAAGAUACAGGGGCGUUCUUCGCCGAGAAGAAGACGCCAAGGUCGCGAAAGCGGUCACGGCCGCAGACGACCGCGUUGAGAACCGCCGACGAAAAACGCGGUUUCAUUGAUAAUUCGGCUUCCAAGGAUAUUACCAAUAACAGUGGCGGCAAUAGCAAAAUUAGCGGUAACAAUAGCGUUCAGGGUAUGAUCGAAGAGUCCCUCAAAAGCUGUUUGUCGCCGUUGUUAAAGGAAUUGCUGAGCAACGCAAUUGGCGGGCCGUGUGGGUCCAGGGGAUUCGGAUUGGCAUUGAAUCCGAUGCCGUUGACUUUUGGCGGGCCGUCGAUGAAUUUCGGCAGCGAAGUGGUGGAUGAAAAGUGGAGAAAGCAGCAGAUUUUGGAGUUGGAGGUUUACUCGAAGCGUUUGGAGUUGGUGCAAGAUCAAAUAAAGUCAGCUUUGGAGGAAUUGCGGUCCAAAGGAGGGUGAUUUAAGAGGUUUCUCCAAUUCAAGGAUGGGACUUUGUAGUAGCUUCUGCAGUUGUUAUGUCUGGUUGUCCAGAUUGGUGCUGAAAAAUGGUUGGUUGGUUGGUCCUGCAGUUGAAAAUUAGAUCCAAACUGCUAUUUUAACUAUUGAUACAAUCGUUCUGCUGUCUAAUCCCCCAACAUGCUCAAGAACCGAGAGCCGCCUAGGGGCUGGACUGGACUGCCAGAGGGAGCCUUUUACCUUCAAUGUCGAACUAAACUUGAGUUCUUAGUUAGUGAGACUCUAAUGAGAGAAAAUUAUGUUGUGAGGAGGCAUUUGAAUUCAGUAUGUUCAGCCUCAAGGGAAAAACUUUAAACUCGGUUACUGUUUGUGUGGAGACGGAGCAAAUAAUCAUUACAUCCCAUUUUUUGUUCCACUCUAAUGGAAAGGAUGAUAUUUGGGUUUUGGUGUGGUGAGCAUGUGAAACUUUCUGAAGUUUCUACAAGCUUUGAUUUCGUGCGUUUCACUGAAAAGAGGAAAAACUAUGAUGGCUUUCAACCCCGAUGGGUAAGAGGAGAAAAUGUUUGAUUGAUUGUAAAUGGAGCGUUGCCAUAAGGAAAGUCCAAGGGGGGUAUAUUAUGUUUGGUAUGUUCAUGCAUUUACUUCAUUUGUUUUAGCACAUGUAAUAAAAGAUACUGGAAAGUUUGGCAAUUCGGAUAUGGAAGGUGAGCAGCUUUCUUGAGAAAGUUUGUUCAUUUCACA
Molecule: messenger RNA, 2251 nt
Organism: Ziziphus jujuba (common jujube)
Lineage: Eukaryota; Viridiplantae; Streptophyta; Magnoliopsida; Rosales; Rhamnaceae
Product: probable transcription factor At3g04930
Exons: 2
Coding region: 245-1513 (422 amino acids)
Biological process (GO): regulation of DNA-templated transcription
Cellular component (GO): nucleus
Source: RefSeq, a predicted model, not a curated record